Messenger RNA from Tribolium madens (black flour beetle), 1575 nucleotides. It is a transcript of the gene bora, whose product is annotated as protein aurora borealis. Gene Ontology annotation, molecular function: protein kinase binding. The record is from RefSeq and is a predicted model, not a curated record. Gene Ontology annotation, biological process: regulation of mitotic spindle organization; activation of protein kinase activity; regulation of mitotic nuclear division. Gene Ontology annotation, cellular component: cytoplasm; nucleus. The transcript has 2 exons. Bases 158 to 1375 code for a protein of 405 amino acids. Lineage: Eukaryota; Metazoa; Arthropoda; Insecta; Coleoptera; Tenebrionidae.
GGUGUUUUAUUAUUGGCGGAAAGUCAAACGGUUAAAAGUCAAAUUUGAACGUCAUAACGGUCGAGUGAGGGUUUUUGUGUUCAUUUUUAUCUUUAAGUGGUAAAAACUUUACCUUUUGUGAUAUCAUCGUAAUGCAAGUGUUUAUUUAACUAAUAAAAUGGAUUUUAAAAACGAGACUCCUUCGAAAUCAAAGAAUUUGAUGAACAAAGUAUUAAGUAACCCAAUGAACUGUGAUAGCCCCUUCAGACUUCUCCCCAACAUUUCCACGCCCCCUUCAAGGUUUGCAAAAAUACUUAACCCUUUUGAGCCCCACUUAAUAGACCGUAUGCACCUUCCAACAUUCAGUCCCAGUGUUUUCACCCAAGUCUCAACCCCAAAGACUGACAAAUUCAAAUGGACAAUCGACGAAAUUUCAUCCCUCAAACCGGCCGACAUCGACGAAGCAACAAUCUCGCAACACGUCUCCUACCACGACCCCACAAUCGAGUCCCUAGUGCAAGAAAAAAUCGACAAGUUUUUCAAGGAAAAAGCGAUAGUCCCUAGUCCCAUCAACCAAGUCCAGCCACUCCCCCUCGCAAUGUCGCCCCCACGUUCGCACACCUCCUCCCAAACCGUGCUAACCCUCCCCCCGGUUCUCCCAAAACACGUGGAGGAGAUCCUCGCCCCCUAUUUCUCGUACACUCCCGACGAGUUUGACCACGACUCGUCGCUCUAUCGCAGAUUAUUCGAGUUUGAGGGGCACAGCAGCCCCGCCACGUCAAGUCCCGCGCCCUCCACGGGCCUCUCUCCUAUCCAGUUCUCGCCGGAAUUCAACCCUCACUCGCCCAAAACCAAGCUGGAGAGUACACUGGAAGUGCCCGAGUUGCGAGACUGCACUUUGUCGCCGAUCGGGCGCUCCCCCUUGUCUCGGUCGGCGUGCAGACUCAGUUUUUCGGCCCAUAUGUCCGUGGAUGCGAGCAUGGUGGUGCCAGAUGUGAACAAGAGUCUCCAUGUCACCACUCUAGAACAGGAGACUUCGUUCCAGCCUUUGGAAGAUGGGGGCCCCUGUGAUUCGCUAGUUAAUUGGGACAUGGAGUAUAAGCAAGUUUCGAUUUUGUCGCGGUCGCCGGUCAGCAGCCCCGAAAGGAUCGACUCUUCGAAUAGUGAUACGCCCCAUUCCAGAAUUUUCACUAGUCAGAGAAAAAGACUGUCGGAUAGUUUUAAAGACGAAGAGUUUGACCGAGAUGUUGAGAUGGCUGAAGAUGUCAUAAUGAAACGUGUGAAAAAUAGACUGGGUGAAGAUGUCACCGAUGCAGGGUACCAUACCGGGGGUGCCACUUUGUGUGAGAGUUCCACGCACAUGUUUGCAUCGACGCCCACUAAAAACAAGUACUGAACGAGAAUAAGACCUGUUUUUUAUAAAUUAAUUAUUUUCUUAGCGUCAAGGUAAGUUUUAAACAUUAUGUAUUUAUGAUUUAAAAUGCUUGUGUUCGUUUUUACAAAACCAGAAAUUAUUUUUGUCAUUUUUUGAUUUGUAAUGGACAAAACAAAUAUUUUGUUUAUGUGCAAUCGCCCCAAUAAAUAUUAUACAAGACA